Molecule: messenger RNA, 731 nt
Organism: Closterium sp. NIES-67
Lineage: Eukaryota; Viridiplantae; Streptophyta; Zygnematophyceae; Desmidiales; Closteriaceae
Source: the annotation of a GenBank genome assembly
GAGGGUGUGUGGCUGAGGCGUUUGUUUGGGGAGUUUGGCCAUGCUCAUGCUGGUGGUGUGCCUGUGUUUGUGGACAAUCAGUCUGCCAUUGCCCUUGCACAGAAUGCAUGCUUGCAUGGCCGCGCCAAACACAUGCAGGCUUGUCUGCUAACCUUCUCUCUGUGCGGCGGCUGCAGAAGAGUAAGGCCGAAGUGACCUUUGGACCAACCAGCUGCCGUGCUAAGCUUGGGAAGAAGGUGCUGUGGAGUCUGGAAGAGGAGACCAGCUGCAUCAAGGACCUGUGGCAGCUGCCCAUCAUCCCUUGGAAUGGGAAGACUCCAACAGCAGCAACGGCAGCAGUGGCAAAGGCAACAGCAGGAGGAGAUGCAACUGCACCAACUGAUGGGGUCCUGGAAGCAGUCAAGAAAGUGCAGAAGCAGCAGACACAUGAUUCUUGAACUUUGAUUGAACUCUUGAGAUUGAGUUAAGUUCUCCUCCUACAGCUUACCCCCUAGUGCGUCGAAAGCCAUAGCGUCGCGAAUACUUCAUCAAUCAACGUGAUUCAAAUUGGGAACGGUAGCUGAGAUCAAGAGCUACAACAUAUCCAAGUUUCGCGACAUUCCAACGGCUAGUGUUUUGUCGACGUCGUUUCUUGUGAAGACGACUUUUCUGUCCAGAAUUUCGGAUUUAUAUUUUGAGUAAUUCUAGCUCCUAAGUUCACCUAGACUCUGUCCUUAAUCCUAACACAAGAU